AUGUUCUCUCCACGAGCGAUAUUCCGUUUCAUAUACGGUAGUUUCUACUUUGUCCUUUGCUUCUUACUCACCCUACUCCUUCUCGUCACCCCCGGCGACGCCAUCUACCAGGCCUACUCGAACAACCAGCCAUAUAAUAUAUGGAUCAUUGCCGCUACUCUGGUCCUCACCCUCCUCAUCGUCUCCUUCAUCUAUGCGACGCGGCUGUAUCUCAACAAGACGAUCCUCGCAUCGAUACCGAAAUCAUGGGUACCCAUCGAGAAGGGCGACGUGAACAAAAAGGUUUACGAGAUGAUCACGGCCGACCUGAAGCGCAGCGCAGCCAUCGCCUACGACGCGCGGCCGCGGAUCGAAACGAGUUCGUUGGGUAGCGACAUGGGAGACGUGCUGGCGGAGAAGCAGAACUCUGGGGGUAGUGCGGCCAGGAAGCGGUUCCAGCUGCCGACGUUGAAAAAACCGGCAACGACGGAGAAAGAAACCGGCAUUGCGCUACCACCGAGACGGCCUGUUUGGGGCGAAAUCGAACACUACGGGUGGGCUUCCCCAAACUCGAUCGACCUACCGGAUCUGCAAUACAGCACCGUCCUCUCCGAACUACCGAACUUAAUCGAAGCGAAAGCCCUGACGCUGGCGCCUCCCGACCCUUCCUCUCACACCCACCCACCGAUGCUAGAUGCCGAUGCCGUGGCUCUACUGCAGCGGCCUUUACCCAUGAGUCUGCGCGAUUAUCUCGGUCAUCUGGCUGAGUUGGGCGUCAUCUCGCUUAAUGCAACGACCGCGGACUUCCUCUCCACAUACGAAUAUGCGCGCUUCUCGACACGGCCGAUAUCGAAUGCUCAAUUCCGCGAAGUGAUGCAUUUGUUUGCUGCAAUACUACGCGGCAUGCGACCUCUAGAUGCCGCGGUCCUGGGGCCUAUGGACGGGCCUAGCGAGGUCUCGGACAGCGACAUCGACAACGAUGCGCCCAUGGCCACCAACCCUACCACUCCACGUAGCUUAUCUCGGUCUGCAACGCAGAGCACGCAAGGUUCCUACAACAGGAGAGGGCCGGCAUUGAAUGCGCGCAACUCGUCAGCCAAUACAUGGGCUCAGUAUCGUACCGCGCCUGCAACCCCGUUAGGCACAUUAGCCGGGGCAAUAUCGAGGUCCUCGAGCUUGAACAGCUUCGCCCAUACUCGGCAGACAUACGGCCCCCGUCACUUCUCAUCAAACGCCAGUCUGAGAUCGGGGGCAUCAGGCAGCUCUACCUCGGGCUCCGUCAUCCGCUUAGCAACGCGGACAGACUCGACAGACUUGCCUUACAUCCUCUCACUGCGGGAAACCAGAGCGAGCUGA
This is a messenger RNA of Colletotrichum navitas, 1335 nucleotides long. RefSeq names its product sucrase/ferredoxin domain-containing protein. Lineage: Eukaryota; Fungi; Ascomycota; Sordariomycetes; Glomerellales; Glomerellaceae. The transcript has a single exon. Bases 1 to 1335 code for a protein of 444 amino acids. The record is from RefSeq and is a predicted model, not a curated record.